CUAAAAGGAUCUUUCUACCACUGUUUGGGGUUUCAAGAAGAAGGCAUAUAAGAGCAGCUCCAUCACAGCGAUGGAUGGUGCGAAGGACAUUCAUCAUCAUUCUUCAUGGUGGAAUGUAUACGGCUGGUAUAUCACUUGCUUGUUUUGUAUCAAAGCUACAGACUCGUUGCGCCUGUUGUCAUUUAACACCGCUACUCCUUUUCACGUACGAUCUAAUACGCAUGAAUCAUCCAAGAUUCGGCAACACUCCGCAUACGCGAACAGUAUUCGACUUGAUGGUGCUGUUGGCAGGUAUCAAGGUUUACACAUGGGCAGCAUAUCAUACAUGUUAUGAUGAAGCGAAUUCCAGGGACGGCCAUAAUUCGCUAUAAACUCCUCGAUUUAGUAUACAAGAUAUCAAUUAUGGACCGAGAAUAAUGUAUACCAUUUC
This is a messenger RNA of Zychaea mexicana, 430 nucleotides long. RefSeq lists its product as uncharacterized. The record is from RefSeq and is a predicted model, not a curated record. The transcript has 2 exons. NCBI's taxonomy places the organism in Eukaryota, Fungi, Mucoromycota, Mucoromycetes, Mucorales, Lichtheimiaceae. The coding region runs from base 75 to 371 and encodes 98 amino acids.